Molecule: messenger RNA, 1455 nt
Organism: Helianthus annuus (common sunflower)
Lineage: Eukaryota; Viridiplantae; Streptophyta; Magnoliopsida; Asterales; Asteraceae
Product: cytochrome b561 and DOMON domain-containing protein At5g35735
Exons: 3
Coding region: 101-1282 (393 amino acids)
Source: RefSeq, a predicted model, not a curated record
CAUGAUUGCUUUAUAUAACCCCCUCAACCUCUAAUCCUCCAAAAACUCAAACUUGAUCACUUUCAAUCAACAAUCUUCAAAACCCAUCAAGAUCUUCCAAAUGGGUAAAAUCUUACACCUUCUUUUUUGCAUAUUAAUAUCAAACAUAAUCAUAUCUUCAGCUCAAGACUGCCGAUCAUACACCUUCACAAACAACGCAAUAUACGCCACAUGUGUCAGUUUACCGGUUCAAAACUCUCAUCUCCACUGGAACUAUCAUUCCACCAAUGGAACAGUUGAUCUUGCUUACCGCCAUACCGGUGUUUCGACGUCAAACUGGGUAGCAUGGGCUUUGAACGUUAAUGGAAAUGGUAUGGUUGGGGCUCAAGCUCUUGUUGCUUUAGUUCACUCAAACGGGUCGGUUCAGCCUUAUACUUCUGCGGUUAGCGGAUAUGGUACCGCCUUGCAACCGAGCUCGUUGAGCUUUGAUGUGCCGGUUAUUAGGGCGGAGAUAGUUAAUGGUGAUGUGGUGAUUUAUGCUACUUUGGUUUUGCCUAGUGGGGGGACCAGUUUUAAUCAGGUUUGGCAGAUGGGUCCGGUUUCGAAUGGAGCUCCGGGUGCUCAUCCGUUGGGUUCGGAGAAUAGGAAUUCGGUUGGGACGGUAGAUUUUGUUUCGGGUCAGACUGGUGCGGGUGGCGGAGUUGGUGGAUCACUGCUUCAUCGGAGAAAUACUCAUGGAGUAUUGAACGCGGUUAGUUGGGGGAUAUUGAUGCCGAUGGGAGCUAUGGUUGCAAGAUACUUGAGGGUGUUUAAAGUGGCUCAUCCUGCUUGGUUUUACAUCCAUGUUGCUAUCCAAGCCACGGCCUAUGGUGUCGGUGUUGCCGGAUGGGGAACCGGACUCAAGCUCGGGAGUGACUCCGAGGGUAUCAAGUACACGACUCAUCGCAACAUCGGAAUUACCCUUUUUGCCUUCGGAACCUUACAGGUAUUUGCAUUGCUUUUGAGGCCGAAGCCCGAUAACAAAUACAGGAUAUACUGGAACAUCUACCACGCGAGUAUAGGCUACGCCACAAUCUCCCUUGGAAUCACUAACGUCUUCAAAGGACUCGAUAUCUUGGACCCCGAGAAGAAAUGGAAGCAUGCAUACAUCGGUGUGCUUAUAUCUUUGGCAGCUAUCGCAGCCCUUUUGGAAGCUUUUACAUGGUUCAUCGUUUUAAAGAGAAAGAAGGAAGAGAAGCAACAGGAACCUAACGGUGCUUAUGGAUCCAACGGUUAUGGCAACGGUCACAGCCAGGCGGCAUAGACGUUUUCUGAUCUAUAGUUGGUAGAUCAUGUUUAUAUGUUUUUGUUGAGGUUGAUUAUUUUUUAGGUAGGAGUUAUAUUCUUUGUUCUCAUUUGUAUUCAAUAUAUGGGUUGUAUUUUUUUUUUUUUCUUUUUGUUUUCUUAUAUAAUAUAUAUACAUGUUUGUUUUUAAAA